Mugil cephalus (flathead mullet) is the source of this 9342-nucleotide messenger RNA. It is a transcript of the gene aspm, whose product is annotated as assembly factor for spindle microtubules. Lineage: Eukaryota; Metazoa; Chordata; Actinopteri; Mugiliformes; Mugilidae. The transcript is spliced from 26 exons. The coding region runs from base 19 to 9216 and encodes 3065 amino acids. Gene Ontology annotation, molecular function: protein binding. The record is from RefSeq and is a predicted model, not a curated record.
UUACUUUUAUCUAUACAAAUGGCGGAAACUGCAACACUGAGAGGUUUUCUGGACUCCAGUCCGGCGAAGAGAGACGUCGCCAACAAGGAGAACGACGUUCCUGUUUUAAGUUUGGUUCAGUUUUCAAAGGCUCCCUUUGUGACAUUUGGAGCAGUAAAGGUGGGGACCUCGAAGUCGACUGUUCUGCGGAUUGAGAACCCCACGGAGGAUGCAGAAGUGGAGGUUACCGUUGAGAAGAUCCCCUCCAGUAAAGGCUUUUCCGUGGACCACAACAGGUUCACGAUACAGCCAGAUGAUUCAUUCGAUUUGACAGUGACAUGGACUCCAGCAGAAGAAGGUGGGAUCAGGGAGCUCCUCAUCUUCAACGUCAGCGGCGUCGUGAAGCACCAGGCUGUUUUGCUCGGGAGAUCAGAAGCACCGAAGAAGAAAAAGAAGAGCUUGUGGGAUACGAUCAAAAACAAAAGAGGGGCUGAAAAUGCCAUUGCACCGAGGAGGAAGGCGGUGGAUCCCCCCCUGAAGAUGGCUGCAAAUAAAACGUUCCAGGUGUCCCGAAAACCACAAUACAAACGGGACAAGCCCCGCAGCCCGCUUGCCUCGCUUAACGAGGGCAAAUCUGUCAGACAGAGGUCCCACUCGAAGCUCAGCUCCACAAGCCUGAAAUCGGAGGAGAAGAAGGCUUUUAUCCCCAGCCAAGAGCAUCAGACUUUCUCCUUAUCAGACCAGGAGAACGUCCAUCAAAUUCAGAGGAACUCUCCUCUCGUCUUACUUGUCCCGGCCGCGGAAGUAGACUCUGGUAAUGUGUCCGCGAGCCCAGGCGCCCUGGCAGAAAAACCUGAAAACAGAGAGCUUAGCAAAAUUUUCAACAGGACAAUGUCACCUAUCGGGACCCCAGAGAGGUUUAAGAAGCUGAUGCCUCGCGUUCAGUCAGAAAGCCCACUUCCCACCACUGUAAAGUCUGCAGCUCCUGCCCCGGCUCUGUCUUUGAAGGACGCACUAACCAUUAUCGACUCGGAUUUGAGCAACAUCAACAGCAGUCCCCAAGACACCAGCUCAAGGAGCGACUUUUCAGAUUCACUGGAAUCCAAGAGUGGGAUGUACGGCGGCAGACCUGACACGGAUGUCCUCACAUAUUUCCUUGAAAGUCCAGAGCAGUCGAGCUCCAGUGAGCCAAGACUUACUUUCUUUGUCAGUAAAAAUUCGGCUGCGAAUGAGGCUGUUGAUGUAGGGGAAGAAAAGGUAAAAAAGACUUCUUUUACCUCUGUCACAGUGACCAAGAGCAAAGCACCAGUGGAGGAAAACAGCUUCAGCGGAAGGAAAAUAAAGAAGUCACGGCGGAGGCUCUUGGAGAAAACACUUGAGCUGUGUGACGGCAGCAUUCAUAGUGAGUCUGGACCAGGAACACCAAGCCUUCCUGUUAUAGACGCAGGAACCGGCCUCUGUGAUGAGUUUACCUCCUCCAGCCCGACUCCUUCACCUGCACCCAUCACCUUCCCAGUCUCCACCCCUCCGUCCAUGGCUCCGUCUCGCUUCUCUUUCUCAGUCACCUCUCCGCCUCCUUCUGUCCCCUCUCCCCUCACUUUUACCGUCACCUCUCCUUCGCCCGUGGGUUCGUCUUCUCCUUUUCACCAGGACCUCCUAUUGAACUCGAACGUUUUUGAGGGGCCCCCGGCUUUUUCAGAACCUCUCUCCGUUCAGGAAAUGUUCCCCAUACAUGUGGCGACAAAGAGCAAGAAGAGGAAGAGUGAGGAGUACCUAAAGAGUGACGGGAAGAUUGAGGAUGUCGGGAAAACGGAGCGGGUCAAAAGGAGCAGGGUGGUCGCCGGAAAAACCGACCAUUCACGGCCAGUCCAGGAAAAGAGGGGCGCACCACAGCGGCAGAGAGCAGCAGGCUCUGCGAUGAAUACAUCAUCUCUAAAGACUUCGAGGCCUGCUGUUCCAGCUCAAGCCAAGCGACCAACCUCCAAAGUCAUCUCUCGAGGCGCAGCAUCUCUAAAGACAUCAGCCACUCCAUCUAUGAAGAUGGCAAAAGUGAUGGCUGUCGCGCAGUCAAAGCUGACUUUUGUCAAGCCUUCACAAACUGCUAUACCCAGACACCCAAUGCCCUUUGCUGCCAAGAACAUGUUCUACGACGAGAGGUGGAUCGAGAAGCAGGAGAGAGGAUUCAGGUGGUGGAUCAACUACGUCCUCACUCCAGAUGACUUCAAAGUCAACACCGAAGUCGCUAAAGUGAACGCCGUGUCUCUUGCCAUGGGCACCGACGAGAAGUUCAGCGUGCCCAAAGCACCCACCAAAGAGGAGAUGUCUUUCAGCACCUACACGGCCAAACGGAAGCUGAACCGCCUCCGCCGCUCUGCCUGCCAGCUGUUCACCUCCGAGGCCAUGGUCAAGGCCAUCCAGAGGCUGGAGCUGGAGGUGGAGGCCAGGCGGCUGCUCGUCCGGAAAGACCGACACCUGUGGAAGGACAUAGGCGAACGCAAAAAAGUCCUCAACUGGCUCCUUUCAUACAAUCCGCUGUGGUUGCGGAUUGGCCUCGAGACGAUCUUCGGGGAGCUGAUCUCGCUCGAGAGCAACAGCGAUGCCCUGGGUCUGGCUAUGUUCAUCCUGCAGCGGCUGCUCUGGAACCCAGACAUCGCCGCGGAGUACAGACACGCCAGAGUGCCUAACCUCUACAAAGACGGCCACGAGGAGGCGCUGUCUCGCUUCACUCUGAAGAAGCUGCUGCUGCUCGUGUGUUUCCUUGACAAAGCCAAAGAGUCCCGGCUGAUUGAACACGACCCCUGUCUGUUCUGUGUGGACGCCGAGUUCAAGGCGACCAAAGACCUGCUGCUGGCCUUCUCCAGAGACUUCCUCAGCGGCGAGGGGAUCCUCCCCCGGCACCUCGGCUACCUCGGUUUGGCCGUCUCCCACGUUCAGACGCCCCUGGACGAGUUCAACUUCGCCGUGAAGAAUUUGGCCGUGGACUUGAAGUGCGGCAUUCGUCUAGUGCGUGUGAUGGAGCUCCUCGUCCAGGACUGGAGUCUGUCGCCGAAGCUCCGACUGCCGGCCAUCAGUCGGCUGCAGAAGGUCCACAACGUCGACGUCGCUCUGCAAGUGCUCCGAAGCAAAGGAGUCGACCUCAAGGACGACCACGGCUCUCUCAUAGAUUCAAGAGACAUCGUGGAUGGACACAGAGAAAAGACGCUUAGCCUCCUGUGGAAAAUCAUCUUUGCCUUUCAUGUGGAGGUGAUCCUGGACGAGGAGCUGCUCAGAGACGAGAUCGGCUUCUUGAACAGAACCCUGAGGAUCAAACUGAGGCUGGCGUCUCUGAGGGCCGACCGGGGCCCUCAGCCGAGUCCUGCAAAGACUCGAGGGACAUACGAGCACGGCAGCACCAAGAUAACCCUGCUGAUGGAAUGGGUCCGCGCCGUGUGCGACUUCUACAGCCUGAAGGUGGAGAACUUCACCGUGGCGUUCUCGGAUGGCCGCGUCCUCUGCUACCUCAUCCACCACUACCACCCCGGUCUGCUGCCAGAGACCUCCGUCAGUCACAGCACGACUCAGACCGUCGAGUGCUCACCGAGGGGCCGCCUGGAGCUCAACUGCUCAGCCAGCGACUCCGACAGCUCCUUCGACUUCUCUCCGACGGGUCUUAACGGUCCAGAUUCUCCAUCGCUGCAGUUUAAAGAGCUGCUGGAGAACGAGAAAAACAACUUCAGACUGGUCAACAAUGCCGUGUCCUUCCUGGGUGGAGUCCCAGCCAUGAUCAACCCAGCUGACAUGUCCAACACCAUCCCCAGCGAGAAGGUUGUGAUGUCCUACCUGUCCUUCCUGUGUGUUCGUCUGCUGGACCUGCGGAACGAAACCAGAGCAGCUCGGCUCAUCCAGGGCGCCUGGAGGAAAUACAGACUGAAGAAAGAUCUGCAGCUCUACCAGGAAAGAAAUAUGGCUGCUGCAAAGAUCCAGGCGAUGGUGAAGAGUUUUCUCCUGAAGUGCAGAGCUAAGAGGCAGAAUCGAGCUGCCAUUAUCAUCCAGUCAUUCUGGAGAUGUUACGCAGCCCGCAACAGGUUGAGGCUGAAGAAAGAGGCUCAGCUUCGUGCCAUUCAACACGAAGCAGCAACAGUCAUCCAGGCUCAGUGGAGGAUGUUUUCAGCCAGGAGAGCUUACCAGUGCCUCGGAUAUUACGCCAUUGUUGUCCAAGCACAAUGGCGAAUGAAGAGAGCGGCCUCUGCUUAUGGAAAAAUCUACUGGGCGGCAACAGUCAUUCAGAAGUACUCCAGAGCGUGGGCUCUUUCAAGGAAAGAUCGGGAACGCUAUCUCUUUCUCAGAGCUGCUGCAAUGAAGAUACAGAGAGCGUUCAGGAGAUGGAAAGCAAAGAAAACACAAAAGGAGAACUGUGCUGCAAAAGUGAUUCAAGCUGUGUUUAGGAAAUGGUACAAGGCAAAAAUGUCUGAAAGAUCUGCUGCUGCUGUAAGAAUUCAGUCUUGGUACAGGAUGCAGAAGUCUGUCAAUCGAUACAAAAAGAUUCAGAAAAGCGCUGUGCUCAUGCAAGCCUUGUACAGAGGCCAUGCACAGAGGCGCUGCUUUCAGAUGAUGAAGCUGCAGCAGCGCUCGGCCAUUGUCAUCCAAAGUGCCUUCAGAGGGCACGCCGUCAGAAAACAUGUGGCGAAGAUGAGAUGCGCUGCAGUCGUAAUCCAGCGCCGCUUCAGAGCUUCGGUGGCGAGAGACCUGGAACGGAAAAUGUUUGUGAGGAUGAGAUGUGCGGCGGUCACCUUACAGGCAGCUUAUCGUGGAAAAGCAGCUCGGGAGGCGCUGAGAAAACAGCACAAGGCAGCCACAGCCAUCCAGGCGGCUUUUAGGAAGGGCGCUGCCCAAAGGAACUACCUGGCCUUGAGAAAAGCCACAGCUCUGAUACAGCAGAAGUACAGAGCUGCAGUUUUAACGCAUAAGGCAAAGAGUGAAUAUGAUGCUCUUAGGAAUGCUGCGCUCACUAUACAAGCAAACUGGAGAGGCAGAACCAUUAGAAAGAGAAUAGAGAAAUUGCAUCAAUGUGCAACACUGAUACAGGCGUAUUAUCGUCGGUACAAAGUACAAGAAGAGUAUAGCGCUAAGAAGGCCGGAGCUGUAGUAAUACAGCAUCAUUACAGGGCCUUUGUGGCUGGAAGGGAGAUAAGGAAGGCAUACCUUCAGAAGAGAGAUGCCUGCAUUACUCUUCAAGCUGGAUUCAGAGGCAUGAAGGUCCGGACAGAGCAGAGGAAAAAACACCAUGCAGCAACUCUCAUUCAGUCCUUAGUUAGGAUGAUUUUAAGUAGGAAACGAUACUUUCUCCUUCAGAGUGCAGCGAUUAUCAUCCAAAGCCGAUACAGGGCUCUUCUUGUAUGCAGGGCGAAGCAGAUUGAAUUCAGAAAGCUAAAGCAGGCCACAGUAAAGAUCCAAGCUCUAUUCAGAGGAUUCAGAGUAAGAGAAGACCUCAAGAAGAGACACAAUGCUGCCAGAGCAAUCCAAGCUCAGUUCAGGAUGCACAGGAUGCGCAUGGCUUACCUCGCCGCCAAGUGUGCUGCCAUUAUUAUUCAGGAACGAUACAGGGCUAAAAGGCUCAGGGAUCAACAGAUGUGGAGGUACAGGACAAUGAAAUCUGCAGCUGUGGUCAUCCAGGCAGCAUACCGUGGAUGCAGAACCAGGAGAAAGAUUGCAGAGAUGCACCGAGCUGCUACAGUCAUUCAGAGAAAAUAUGUUUCAAUCCGACAAAGGAAGCAGUUCCUCGCCAUCAAGGCAGCAACAUUGGUUUGUCAGAGAAGGUACAGAGCAGCAACCCUGGCAAGAAAAGCCCGUCUGGACUAUCUGUUACAGCGCAGGGCAGCUGUUUGUCUGCAGGCCACCUACAGAGGAUACGAAGUCAGAAAGCAGCUGCGCAUCAAGCAUAUGGCAGCUGUAACAAUUCAGUCCCACUUCAGAAUGUACCAGCAGAGAACAAGCUACGAGAGGCUCCGCUGGGCUUCCAGUGUGCUGCAAGCACGUUACAGAGCGAACAAAAAAAUGAAAGCAGACAUGCAUGCUCUUGGAACCAGGAGAAGUGCUGCUGUUGUCUUACAAGCUGCCUACCGAGGAAUGAAGUCCAGACGAGUCCUCAAGCAAAUGCAUCAAGCAGCCGGUGUUAUCCAGAGAGCUUACAGUGCCCACUGUGAACGCAGACGGUAUCUUACUCUGAAAUCCUGUGUCCUCAAUGUUCAGAGAAGAUAUCGGGCCAAACUUGCAGCAAAGGAACAAAUGCAAAAAUACCAAAGAAUCUGCAAAGCAGCCAUCAUCCUUCAGGCAGUACACAGAGGACAUCAGGUCAGAAAGGAAGUAGCUCGUUGGCAUCGCGCUGCCACUGUGAUCCAGUCUGUCUUCAGAAAGCACAGAGAGGAAGUCAAGUUCCAGGCCAUGCGUCUGUCGGCCAUUAUCAUCCAGAGACGCUAUCGAGCUCUUGUUCUUCAGAGGAGAGACCAAGAAGACUUCCUGAAAAUAAAACGUUCUGCUGUCGUUCUUCAAGCAGCUUUCAGAGGUCAUAAAGUGAGGACAGACAUUGCCAAGAAGCACAGAGCAGCUGCUGUCAUUCAGGCAAACUUCAAGAUGUAUAAACAGCAGUCGGCCUUCAGGAGACUCCGCUGGGCCGCCUGUGUCUUACAGCAGAGGUUUAGAGCUCAGAGACAGAGUGACAUUGAUGCGAAACAAUUUCAAGAAGUUAGAAAAGCUGUUAUUAGUCUUCAGGCUGCAUAUCGUGGGAUGAAAUCCAGACAGAUGAUCAAACAAAUGCAUCAGACUGCAAGUGUUAUCCAGAGAGCUUACAGAGCCCGCUGUGAACGCAGACGGUAUCUUACUCUGAAAUCCUGUGCCCUCAAUGUUCAGAGAAGAUAUCGGGCCAAAGUUGAAGCCAAGACACAAAGGAAACAAUAUGAACAGCUCCGCAAGGCAGCCAUCAUCCUUCAGGCAGUGCACAGAGGACGUCAGGUCAGAAAGGAAGUAGCUCAUUGGCACCGCGCUGCCACUGUGAUCCAGUCUGUCUUCAGAAAGCACAGAGAGGAAAUUAAGUUCCAGGCCAUGCGUCUGUCGGCCAUUAUCAUCCAGAGACGCUAUCGAGCUCUUGUUCUUCAGAGGAGAGACCAAGAAGACUUCCUGAAAAUAAAACGUUCUGCUGUCGUUCUUCAAGCAGCUUUCAGAGGUCAUAAAGUGAGGACCGACAUUGCGAAGAAGCACAGAGCAGCUACUGUCAUUCAGGCAAACUUCAAGAUGUAUAAACAGCAGUCGGCCUUCAGAAGACUCCGCUGGGCCGCCUGUGUCUUACAGCAGAGGUUUAGAGCUCAGAGACAGAGUGACAUUGAUGCGAAACAAUUUCAAGAAGUUAGAAAAGCUGUUAUUAGUCUUCAGGCUGCAUAUCGUGGGAUGAAAUCCAGACAGAUGAUCAAACAAAUGCAUCAGUCUGCAAGUGUUAUUCAGAGAGCUUACAGAGCCCGCUGUGAACGCAGACGGUAUCUUACUCUGAAAUCCUGUGCCCUCAAUGUUCAGAGAAGAUAUCGGGCCAAAGUUGAAGCCAAGACACAAAGGAAACAAUAUGAACAACUACGCAAAGCAGCCAUCAUCCUUCAGGCAGUACACAGAGGACAUCAGGUCAGAAAGGAAGUAGCUCAGUGGCAUCAGGCUGCCACCUUGAUCCAGUCUGUCUUCAGAAAGCACAGAGAGGAAGUCAAGUUCCAGGCCAUGCGUCUGUCUGCCAUUAUCAUCCAGAGACGCUAUCGGGCUCUUGUUCUUCAAAGACAGGAAAGAGGAACGUUCCUGAAAAUAAAACGUUCUGCUGUCGUUCUUCAAGCAGCUUUCAGAGGUCAUAAAGUGAGGACCGACAUUGAGAAGAAGCACAGAGCAGCUACUGUCAUUCAGGCAAACUUCAAGAUGUAUAAACAGCAGUCGGACUUCAGGAGACGCCGCUGGGCCGCCUGUGUCUUACAGCGGAGGUUUAGAGCCCAGAAGCAGAGUAUCCUUCACAUGAAACAUUAUCAAGAAGUUAGAAAAGCCACCAUCAUUCUACAAGCUGCGUAUCGUGGCAUGAAAUCCAGACAACAGGCACUAGAGGCCGCUCGAGCAGAGAGGAGGCUCCGCUUCACAUCGGCAGCUUUCCAUCAUCUUAACGCCAUAAAGAUCCAGCGUGCUCUGAGAGCUCACUGGGCUUUGGAGUCAGCGAAACGACAGAUCCACUCCGUCAUCGCCAUACAGCGAUGGGCGAGAGCCAGGCAGCAGAGGAGGCGGUUCCUGGAGGACAAGAAGAAGGUGGUUGCAGCGCAGAGAGUUGUCAGAAGCUGGUUAGCCCGACGCCACAAGGCCGCGUCUGUCAUCCAGCAGGCCGUCAAGAAAUUCCUCCUCCUCAGGCGCCAGGAGAGGGUUCAGCAGGGCAUCGUCAAGGCUCAGGCUCUGUGGAGAGGACACCGCUCCCGCCGGCUGAAUGAUGACACCAAAGUGGUGAAGCUGCGCCACCGCUUACGCGAAGUCUCUGCCGGUGUCCGAGAGGAGGACAAACUGUGCAACAAGACGUCGCUGGCGCUGGACUACCUCCUUCGAUACAAACACUUCUCCUAUAUUUUAGAGGCACUAAAAAAUCUGGAAACCGCCACCAGGCUGUCCCCCGAGUGCUGUGAGCGGCUGGUGGAGAGCGGCGCCACCAACGUCAUCUUCACUUUAAUCCGCUGCUGCAACAGGAGCGUGCCGUGCAUGGACGUCAUCACCUUCUCCAUCCAGAUCCUCCUCAACCUCUCCAAGUACCACAAGACAAUCGAGGCGGUGUAUUCGGUGGAAAACUCUGUGGAGACGCUGCUGGAUCUUCUGCAGAGAUACCGGGAGAAGGCCGGGGACAAAGUGGCAGAAAAGGGCGGCAGCAUCUUCACCAAGGCCUGCUUCCUCCUCGCCCUCCUGCUGCAGGACAAGCACCGUGCUGAGGAGGUUAUGAAGCUGCCAAAGGUCUUGGACAGGAUACGCAGCAUUUACCGCCUCACUGCUCGCAAACAGAAGAUGGACACAGAAAGGACGAUAACCAAACUGAAGAUGAACGCAUCCAUCAACGGGAGCUUCUUCGUUCCCGCAACGCCCCGUAAAUCCCGCCCCGUGCCGAAAUUUGCGCCAGAGUGGGUUCUCAGAAAGGACAAGCUCAAAGACGUCGUGGACCCUCUCAGGGCCAUUCACAUGGUGGCUGACACGCUGUCCAUUGUUCUGUAAAUACACAAAGAUGAGACAAACACAAUGGGCUUACUGGAAAAUAUUUUCAUGUUUUUUUUUUUGUUUGUUUGUUUUUUUAAAUCACUUCAUUCCCUUGUAUAUAUUAAAACGAAUCUGUUUUGUUAA